UAGAGCCGUAGAGGUAGGUAAUGGCAAUCAAUCAAGAAAGAAAGAGCUGCAGUACACGUGUUAACUGACUUUUCAAAAUACGCGGUUUUUGUUACUGUCCUCUAACAAGUCUCUCUCUCUCUCUCUCAGCCUUACCUUUGAAGUUUGAAGGUUUCAACCUCCCUUGCCUUAUUUGAAUCUUGUUGGGCAGUUGCCAUUGAAAAAAUAGCUUUUUUAGAGUGUGAGAGAAAAGAUCUAUCAAGAAAAUGACAACCCAUAUCCAUUACUAUUUGCUUCUAUCUUGAUCUAUUAUCCCCCCCCCUCUCUCUCUUACCGUCUCUUUCUUUAAUUUAUUUGCUUCUAUUUCUGUUGAUCAAAAUACACCAACCCCUUUUCUCUCUGUGUGUAAAUUCUUCAUCUGAUCCUUUAUUUCGCUGUUUCAACGCCAAAAUCCAUCUGGGGGUCCUUUGUUUUCUUGUUCAAGGACUUAAAUCUUGAUUCUUUAUAAGAAAUUUAAAGAAUUGGGUAUUGAUUUGUUUUGGAGGUCAAGAAGAAAGGAAGAAGAAGAUGAUGAUGAUGACGAUGGAAGGGAUGAUGGAUAAGGCAGUGUUGGAUGAUAUAAUAAGGAGGUUAUUAGAAGGAAAAGGAGGAAAGCAAGUGCAGUUAUCUGAAGGAGAGAUCCGUCAAUUAUGUGUUAAUGCUCGCCAAAUCUUCCUUUCUCAGCCUACUCUCCUUGAGAUUAAAGCUCCCAUUCGAAUAUGUGGUGACAUACAUGGGCAAUAUCAAGACCUCCUGAGGCUGUUUGAAUAUGGUGGCUACCCUCCUUCUGCAAACUAUCUCUUCCUUGGGGAUUAUGUCGAUAGAGGGAGGCAAAGUUUGGAGACCAUAUGUCUGCUUCUGGCCUACAAAAUCAGACAUCCCGACAAAAUUUACCUCUUGAGGGGUAACCAUGAGGAUGCGAAGAUCAAUAGGAUAUAUGGGUUUUAUGACGAGUGUAAACGGAGAUUCAAUGUCCGGCUAUGGAAAAUAUUUACCGACUGCUUUAAUUGUUUGCCCGUUUCUGCACUGAUUGAUGAAAAGAUACUCUGCAUGCACGGAGGCCUCUCUCCAGAGUUGGAACAUUUGGGCCAAAUAAAGGAAAUUCAAAGACCUACCGAAAUCCCAGAUAACGGUCUCCUAUGCGAUCUACUUUGGUCUGAUCCUGAUGCUAGGGUUGAGGGUUGGUCAGAUAGUGAUCGAGGUGUUUCAUGUACCUUUGGACCUGAUAAAGUUGCUGAGUUUUUGGAUAAAAAUGACCUGGAUCUCAUUUGCCGAGGUCAUCAGGUGGUGGAGGAUGGAUACGAGUUCUUUGCCAAACGAAAAUUGGUAACAAUAUUUUCAGCUCCAAACUAUGGUGGGGAGUUUGACAAUGCAGGUGCUUUGUUGAGCGUUGAUGAAUCCUUAGUAUGUUCCUUUGAGAUAUUAAAACCAGUUCUACCAGCAAGCGCUCCAAAGUUAACCCUUAAGAAGGUACGUGCAUUGUAUAUUAGAAAUAGAUCUUCCCCGUUGAAACACUCUAAUCUCCUUUUCUUUUCUAUGUUCAAACAGCCUCCAAAAGCCGGAAAGUUCUAGUAUGAGAAAAGAGCAUUCAGGGAUCUCUUCUUGUUUCAAUUAGGAGAUUGACCAAGGCUCGGUUCUAGCAAUGAUUUGAAUAUCUAUCACAUUGCCGGUUUAUCUUCAGAAAGAAGCCUUUUUUUCUUGUUGAAAUGUCACAUAACUCAAUUUGCACAGUGCAAAUUGUUAGGGAAAAAAAAUGUGCAAAAACAACAGCCCAUGCUGUAUGUUAUGCCCAGGAACCAAAGUUGUUUUGUUGGAUACCCUUUGGGAACUUCCUGUCUGGUCAAUUAGCAUAUGCUGUUUGUAAGUAGUGAUUGAGAAUAGGUCUGAUUUUUGUUGAGAUGUGUGUGCAAGUUUACUCUAUGGUUUGCUCAGAGAGUCCUCAUGUUGAUCUAUUGGCAAUCAAAAUAGUUCUUCUCUGCCA
Populus trichocarpa (black cottonwood) is the source of this 1999-nucleotide messenger RNA. RefSeq names its product serine/threonine-protein phosphatase PP1. The record is from RefSeq and is a predicted model, not a curated record. Gene Ontology annotation, cellular component: cytoplasm; nucleus. Lineage: Eukaryota; Viridiplantae; Streptophyta; Magnoliopsida; Malpighiales; Salicaceae. Bases 547 to 1590 code for a protein of 347 amino acids. The transcript has 3 exons. Gene Ontology annotation, molecular function: protein serine/threonine phosphatase activity.